AUGUGCAACGAGACUGCCACAUCGGAGGCCAAAAUCUCCGCGCUAGGCGCUGGUGAGUCAGGCUCGUGCGGCGCGGCAAUCUCGCUUGCGGUGACGGCCACCUCACCACAAGUGGAGGAGUACAAGGACAAGGCAACGGAACUCGUCGACGUUGCCAAAUCCAAGUGGGAAACAGUUGAGAACAAGCCUCUGGUAGCUCUGUACGCCGGUGGAGCCGUUGUUGGCUUGUGGAUAACAUCCGCAAUCCUGGGUGCUAUCGACAGCAUCCCGUUGGUUCCAGGCUUCCUGAAGCUUGUUGGAACCGUCUACACUGGAUGGUUCGCCUACCGCUACUUGAUUUUCGAGGCUUCCCGUAAAGAGCUGUCCGAGAAGGUGGCGGAUUUGGUCUCCCAGAUUAAGUGA
Messenger RNA from Closterium sp. Naga37s-1, 402 nucleotides. NCBI's taxonomy places the organism in Eukaryota, Viridiplantae, Streptophyta, Zygnematophyceae, Desmidiales, Closteriaceae. The record is from the annotation of a GenBank genome assembly.